CUGAUUCCAUUGGAAACCGAUGCAAAUGAGAAGUGCCUAAAAGCAUUCAUCGAUCGCUGCGAUACUGAUCCUGGAAACGACGACGUGAUCACAAUGGAGGAAUGGUGUGACUGUUUCGCAUGGGCAGAUGAUGAACGUCAUGAGCCACCAUGUCAUGCUGCGAAACAUCGUGAAGAUCCUCAUCUUCUCGGUGUUUAUCAUCCACGUUGUUCACUCGAUGGUUUCUAUAAGCCAGAGCAAUGUCAUGAGAAUGAAUGUUGGUGUGUGGAUGAGUACGGUCGUGAAUUUGAUAAUUCGCGUGUCAGCGGACAAUUACCUGACUGUGGACAGUAUGGUUCGUACUUCAAGCUUUAUUCUUCAUUGAAUUUUAAAACACUUCAAAAUGUUUUAUCCAUAUAA
This is a messenger RNA of Anisakis simplex (herring worm), 399 nucleotides long. The record is from the annotation of a GenBank genome assembly. NCBI's taxonomy places the organism in Eukaryota, Metazoa, Nematoda, Chromadorea, Rhabditida, Anisakidae.